Messenger RNA from Triticum aestivum (bread wheat), 3199 nucleotides. RefSeq lists its product as uncharacterized. Bases 1 to 1041 code for a protein of 346 amino acids. Lineage: Eukaryota; Viridiplantae; Streptophyta; Magnoliopsida; Poales; Poaceae. The transcript is spliced from 3 exons. The record is from RefSeq and is a predicted model, not a curated record.
AUGAGGCGUGCCGAUUGGGUGAGAACGCUAGCCUCCAUCCCCUCCCUCCCUUCUCCCCCUCGCGCCGCCUCCUCCAUUCUCUCCCGUCGCUGCUCCUCCCCCUCGCGCCGCCUCUCUCAUCCUCUCCCGUCGCUGCUGCUCUCCCUCGCGCCGCCCCCAGCCUCCUCACCUGGACACGGCGACCAUGAGCGCCAGCGAGAGGAGGAAGGCUGGCGGCUGGGCGCUGCCGUACGAGGGGCCCGGCGGCCACCUUUGCGCGUGGGACGCCCUGCGCCGUCACCACCGACGCCGGGGCCACCUCUGCGCAUGGGACGCCCUGCGCCGUCACCACAGACGCCGGGGCAAAAAGGACACGGCCGUCCUCUCCCUGCGCGCGCUCCCGCCCUCUCCGCCCGCGGCGCCGCCGUCCUCCUCCGGCGCUUCCUCCUCGUCGGCUCCUUCUCGCAGCCCUCGCCUCCCGCACGCCGCCAUCUCCCGGCCGUCCUCGACCACGUCCUCUGGCGCCGGCCGCUUCACCGAGCUCCCCCGCCAGCAGAUCGACGCCGCCGGGCCCGUCCACCCCGUCUCGCCGGCGCCCAGCUCAUCCCCGGCCUCCGGCUCACCUCCGCCCACGUCUCCAUCGCGGCUGAUGGGAGAAGGGUCAAUCGCCGGUGUCGGCCUGCGCCGGCGAGGUCGAACGAGACCUGGCGGUUGGCGGCAGCUCGAUCCACUCCUCCAUCGGGAGCUGCGAGCACGCUGGGGCUCAGGCGCGAUGCAUGGGAUGCUGCGCUCUGCCUCUUCCUCGCUCAGCAAGAGGAGCAUGUGCAGCGCGUGGUGCGGCAGACGGCGGUGUGGUGGGCGGACGGUGGCCUCAGCGGCUGGGCAAAAACAGCUGCACCUGGUGCUCUACCGCACGUGAACUGUCAAGUUGCUGCAACUGGUGGUGGUGUGUCUGUUAAUACAUCUGUCAUACCUUGCUAUAUAUGCUUGGCACUAUAUGCAGUGGAUAACCCAAACAUUGUGACCGUUUCAUCAGUUGUGAGCUAUCCCUGGAUUUGGUGAGGGAAUGGAUGGAGGAGCAUGAGGAGAGGGAUCUCACCAUCAGCGGGCUCGCCAAGUACUUGCCUUGAAGAUGGUAAGUCUGACGGAACCAGCCCCUGAUUUUGAUUCUCGUUCCUUCCAUACUAUCCAUAAAAAGAUAUCCAAUUAUGUUAACUCCGGCAAUGUUAAACUGGUUGUUUCCUUCUUCUGAUUCCACCGACUGAAACAACCAGUCGCAAAAAGAAAAAAAAAGUGUUUGAUUAUCAUCAAGGUUUCUGCAAUCGCAGUGGUUGGUUCGAACUUGUUUGGUCCAUUGAGCAGCAUGAUACUUAGUUCGAUGAGGAGGGCCACCCAUCUGUAGUGGAGGUGGCGUGUUUGUGAUGUCUCCUCAUACCGCAACGCAUUUCCGCCUCAGGUAACCCACAUCUUGGUGCCAUACUCCAAUUUGUUUCAUGGUUGUGUUGUAGACUGCAGCUGUGGCACAGAUUUGAGUAAAUUGAUUGUUGUGCAGAUUAGAAUAUGAAAUUUGUGUGCUCCUGUAAGUAAAUUUGCAUUGUGCAAAUAGGUUAGAAUUGAGGGGAUGGGUAGAACUAGAUGUGUCCUAGGUAUCUGCACAGUAGUUUUUGUUGCCUUCCUUAGCUUGUGGGUACCUGGUUUUUUUCUGUCGAGGAGGACCGAUUUGGCCUUAUCUAUCCGUAGUGCUAAUUUACAUACUGAUUUCGUCAUGAUAUAACUUGAUGCUUAGACUAAUUUGUUUUGCUGGUUUAAUUCUGGUUAAAAGUGUGAGGCUUUGGUGAGAUUCCGGUUUCAGUAGGUGAUUUUAUCGUUAAAUGAUUGUGUGUGUGACAUUUGCAGAACUAAUGUGGUUAAGGUUCCAUCUUGCAGCAGGAGGGGUUCAAGGGCAAUUAUCAAGUGAUAGGAAACAACUUUUCAGGGUGAUUAGUACUUCAUUCUGAUUCAGCUGAAUGGUCCAGAGGUUCAUUCAUUUCUGUUACUAGCUUACAUGUUGAACAUCCAUAGUUUUUUUGUUCUUUUUAUUCGGUUCAAGUAGUCAUUCCUUGGUUUUACUCUGUAUGAAAACCAUUUGCACAGAAAUUAACAAUAUAAUAUAUGCUUAUUAUCAGUUCAGUGCUAAUAUUGUAAGACUAUAGUAUAGUUAAGCUUACUGUGUUGGGAAAUUUCUGUUUGUUUUUUGCAGCUUCAACAUGCCCUAAAGUUUUGGGAUUUUUGCAAUGCAUCUCAUGGAAUUAAAUAAUUGUGAGCAGUAUGACAUGCAUCUAGGUUGUUUACCUCACUGGAUAGAGUUUCUGUGAGCACUUUGCAAAGAAUCUUGGAUGCUGCCACCGCCAUGGUCUUGGCUUUGGAGCUAGAUUAGUGAUGCCUUACCAAUAUGGAUGCUACCGCCGAGCCUGAGGGUUUGGGCCAGUCCUCUCUGAUGCCAGUUCAGAUGUUUUUGAUUAUUUGCUCCUUAUCGGACCACUCAAGUGGGUUCAGGCUCAAGGCACCGUCUUUGUUCUGUUGCAAUAUUCAUUUGGAUCUCUCAAUUGUGAAGUACCAUCUUCUGCACUUUACUCUACUGGCACAAUGUUACUAAUUUGUGUUCUAUCUCAGUAUGCCAUUUAUCUGAAUUUUGUAUAGCUUGCAUAGUGCCUAGGUUCAUCAGCUAAUUCUGUUAUUUUUGUAGAUAUUCCAUAUUAUCAUUAGCAAGAUGAAGUCGCUCAAGUAUUGGCCACUACUAUUUGCAUUAGAUUCGCCUCAGAAUAUACCCUUUUCACUUGGAAGGAGGAAGUAGGUGUACUCAGUAAUGGUCAACUAUAAGCUAACGUAGAUGUUCUUUCAUUAACAAAGACAAAUGGCUUACUAUUGUCUAUAUUUCUAGAGCUUUGUUCCCAAUUGUCGUAUCUCAUUAUGUUUAUGAACUACUUGGCCAUAUUUCUUUACACUUUGUACUGAACUUGAUGCAAUAGAGUUCAAAUCAGUUGUCCUGAGCAAGCACCAUCCCUUGCUUUUGGUACACCUUUUGCCUUUAUGCUUUGCAGGAGCAGUAAAGUUGUAGGUCAGUUAUCUUGGGAACAACUAUACCUUGCUUUAGGUAUAUCCUUAAUCUAUAUGCUCUAUGCUGAACUCAGUUAUCCUUAGCAGCAGCUAUAUACCGUAUUUUUGGUGUAUCUUUAGUGUU